Messenger RNA from Telopea speciosissima, 1325 nucleotides. Its product is annotated as F-box protein SKIP8. Bases 256 to 1203 code for a protein of 315 amino acids. The record is from RefSeq and is a predicted model, not a curated record. Gene Ontology annotation, molecular function: protein binding. NCBI's taxonomy places the organism in Eukaryota, Viridiplantae, Streptophyta, Magnoliopsida, Proteales, Proteaceae. The transcript is spliced from 3 exons.
UCCCUCUCUUUUCCUUUCUUCGUUGUAUGCAAAAAUUCUUUUAACUCAGAAAAAGAGCGGUUACGUUUAUCGAAACACCAUUUGUACUUUCCAUCUGCGGAGCAAGAGUGUAACAAGACCGGACAGACGGAGAAGGAAGUAAUCUCGAAAUCCCUAAUUUCUAGAUGAAACCCCCCGAAGCCUCUUUUUAUUACCUAUCUUCUUCUCUUUUCUAGGGUUUCAUGUUCUGCAAUGCAAGGUUUUGAUGUCUUAUAGAUGGAGAGCAUCAUCUCUCUUUUAUCUGGUGGUUCUUCAAAUUUGGCUUUGUAUAUAGCAGCGGCUAUUACUGCAUUUUGUUGCUUGUGUGCUUUGUGGGCGUUUCGAUUGUCGCCCUUGAGCAUUUUCUGGAGGUUAAAAUUGAAGGAAUCCGACGGAGGUUGCGGUACCCAGAGUUCGUCGAACAAGAAAGUCUGUGGUUGUAGUUGUUCUUGUGGUGGGAGUGGUGAGGCUUCCAAUUCUACUUUUCUCUCUUCUCCUUACGCCAACGGUUACGUCGGAGAUAUGCACGAUAGAGGUCCUGUGGUGGCUGAGCGUGCCGACGGGGCUGAGAGACAGUCCGGGGCUUCAAUGAUGGAGCAGUUAGUUCCAGAGAUCACAACCCACGCGCUGAGUUACUUGGAUUAUCCGAGUCUAUGCCGUCUUUCUAUGACAAAUUCAUCCAUGCGGAGGGCUGCCAAUGAUGAUAACGCGUGGAAAGCUCUUUAUCACAAGGACUUCACCAUGGAACAAGACAGCAUCACACCACAUAAUGGGUGGAAGGCAUAUUAUGCAGCUACAAGAGCAGUUGUGAACGUCAAUGAUGAGUUCUACCGUAUCAUCAGAGACAGGUCCCUUCCAGCGAUGAGUCGUCUUUGGCUUAAUGCUGAUUAUGUGAAGUGCAUUCAUAGCUCUGGGGAGUUCUUCACAGGGUACGAUGCAGUUAUGGAGAGUUGGCAGCUUGCGUUCAAUUGGGCAGGGGUUGCCUUUCAGAUUCGGGAUGUGCGUGCUCGGGUGCUGACCGACAUGGCUUGGGUUACGAUGAAGGCAUAUGUGGACGUGGAAACUGGGCCAUUUAAUGUCACCAAUGUGUAUGAGUUCCACAAUGGGCAGUGGUACAUGGUUCACCAUCACGGCUCUGCAAUGUUCAUUGGUGGAGGCGCAGAGCACCAAAAUUUGUUCGGGUAAAAAUAAAGUAAAUGGAAGGAUAUAAUAAGUAAGAAAAAGGAAUAUAUAGUGCUCUUUGUUAGUAGGUCAUCUUUUGCUAUACAUGUUCUCAUUUGGUUUCUUCAUAAUUUGAGUUUCUUCUG